Ostrea edulis (European flat oyster) is the source of this 9475-nucleotide messenger RNA. RefSeq lists its product as uncharacterized. The record is from RefSeq and is a predicted model, not a curated record. Gene Ontology annotation, biological process: actin filament polymerization; actin cytoskeleton organization. Lineage: Eukaryota; Metazoa; Mollusca; Bivalvia; Ostreida; Ostreidae. Gene Ontology annotation, molecular function: microtubule binding; actin binding; small GTPase binding. The transcript has 38 exons. Bases 60 to 6926 code for a protein of 2288 amino acids. Gene Ontology annotation, cellular component: actin filament; cytoplasm.
UGUUUCUCUACCAAGUAUGGAACACAUACAGUAAUACAUGUAAUAAAAACAUAACAGCAAUGAUGUCAACUCUUUCAGAACUUUUGGAAAGGGGUAAAUUUAAGUGGCUGAACUUAGUUGCAGUCGUAUAUGAUGAUGGCAAUGUGAAACAAAUACAAACUUACAAACAGUUGUUCACCAUUGCAGAAAAGGUUUCCGACGCUUUAAGGAAGAAACUGGACAGCAACUUGGUUAUUGCCAUAUGUAGAAACACUGAUCUGCUUACUCCAGCUAUUCUCUGUGGAAUACUCGGAUGUGGUGCUGCAUUCUAUAAUUUUGACAAGCAUGCUGUAGAGAGAACAGCUGGAAUGUUUCGUUUAAUGGGUGUUUGUGCUGUACUAGUACAGGAUGAUUGUACACAGGUAAUAGAAAGCCUUAUUCAGUUAUGUGGUGGAGAGAUAGCAGCAAAUUCCUUUCUUUCAUCAUUAGGAUUAAUACUCUUAAAAAUCCCAGAAAGAAAUGAGAUACAUGUGAAAGAAAGAAUCCAAAAUAUUGCUUAUUAUAUUACUACAUCUGGUUCCACAGGUCAACCUAAACUAGUUCAGGUCCCACACAGAUGUAUCAUCCCGAAUAUCACACACAUCAGGAGCAUAUAUGAUAUGAGGAGUAAUGAUGUGGUCUUGCUUUGUUCACCUUUAACCUUUGACCCCAGCAUUGUAGAAAUCUUCAUAACUCUGACAAGUGGGGCCAGUCUUUUGAUUGUACCUGAUCACAUUAAGCUAAAGACCAAGGAAAUACUUCCUAUCAUCUACAGAAGGAACAGAGUCACUGUUAUUCAGGCAACACCUUCCUUGAUACAAAGAAUACACCCUAGUGAUUUAAGAAACACAAUCCUGAGUAGAUCUUCCAGCCUGAGAAUACUGGCCCUAGGGGGAGAGAAAUUUCCUCCCCUUAACAAGAUUUGUGAGUGGAGAGCCCCCAACAACAAAACAAAGUUUAUCAAUCUGUUUGGGAUCACAGAAGUCUCCUGCUGGUCAUUUUACCAUUGUCUGAAUGAUGAGAUAUUCUGGUGUGAUAGUGAAGACGUUCCUCUUGGAAUACCAUUAGCACAGUCCACAUAUAAGAUAGUGAAUGAAGAAGGUGUGGAGGUAUUAGAAGGAGAGGGAAAGUUAUAUUUAGGUGGUUAUGACAGGCUGUGCAUGGUAAAUGAAGAGAUUCUGAUAUUCAAAUCUGAAAAGCUGCAGAAUUUUCGGGACUCUGGAGAUAUUGUUCGAAUUGAUUGUGAGAGCAGGAUAUUUUAUGUUGGCCGACACGAUAGACAGGUCAAGAGGAAUGGAUGUCGUCUUAAUCUCGAAGAGAUAGAAAAGAUUAUACUAUCAGAAUCCCAGGUUUCUGACUGUAAAGCAGUGAUAGAUGAUGGAAGACUGGUUGUUUUUGUAAUUCCCAAACAGGAUAUGGAAAUUGACCGUAUCAUAGAAUAUUUACAAUCAAUUAUUGAAAGGAAGCUUCCUAGACAUUAUAUCCCCGAUAACGUUGUUCCUGUCCAAGAUUUUCCUAUCACCAAACACGGUAAAUGUGAUUUCCGUGCCUUGAUGACCCAGUAUCUGCAAUCUCUGAAUAAAUAUGACCCACAGUCAUCUUUGACGAUUGAAAAUAUCAUCAAAGAAAAGUGGAAGACACUCCUAAGAAGUGGUGUAGUAACAAAUGAGAGUAAUUUUCUGUUGAGUGGUGGUGACUCCUUAUCUGCUGUGACUUUGGCUCGAAUUAUUGAAGACCAGUUUGAAUUAUCUGCUCCAGAUUUGGUUGACAUCAUUCUGCAUAAGUCAUUUUGGGAUAUAGUUGACUGCAUAGCAAAACAUAAAAACAUGUGUCCGUUAAAGAGGGCCAGAGGGAACAGAGAAAAUCAGACAUGUGUUGUGAGAAAGAAAAUGAAGAUCCUGAAAGAACCAAUCUGUAGAAUAAUGACGCCAUGUUCAUGUAUCAACAGUGCUGUUACGAGAGGAAGUCGUUACUUCUGUCUGAUGUGUAUGACCACAGUCAGUAAAUUCAACUCAGUCACAUGCAUACCCAAAACUACAGACACAGGAAGACAUAGCGUAGAACUGCAACAGAAGUGGAGAUUUGACACUGGAAAAUGUGUGGAUGCUUCUCCUCUUGUCGUCAUGUCAAGUUCAGGUUUCCACGAAGUGUACAUUGGAUCCCAUUCCCACAAUAUGUUUGCUGUGGUGGUUGAAACAGGAGCACUGUUGUGGCAAACAGAACUAGGAGACAGGGUCGAAUCCUCAGCCUGCAUCAGUGCAUGCGGAAAGUAUAUUGUAGUAGGUUGUUAUGAUGGUGGAGUGUACAUGCUAUCAAGAGACACUGGAGAAAUUUGCUGGGUAUACAAGACUCAGUCAGCUGUGAAGAGUUCCCCCACAGUUGACCCCAUUACAAGAUGGAUCAUUAUAGGAUCACAUGAUCACCAUCUUUAUGCACUUAACAUUGAGGACCAGACCUGCUGUUGGAGUGUUGAGGUUGGCAGUGUGUUCUCCUCCCCAGUAGUGUCCACUGAUCCCCAUUAUGUCUGUGCCUGUUCUCUGUCUGGUUGCAUAGCAGCUAUUCAUCCAACAUGUGGAAAAAUUAUUUGGCUGUACAAUUCAAAGAAACCUGUGUUUUCCUCUCCGGUUAUAACCAACACUGGUCCUUGUGUGGGGUGUGUGGACGGCAAUUUAUAUCAACUGGAUCACCAUGGAAAUCUGGUGUGGAUUUUUUCUACGGGUGCUCCUAUAUUUUCAUCACCCUUGAUAACACCUAUAUUUCAAGAAGGCUCUACUGAAUCCACAGAAAUUUCAAUCAUAGUGGGGUCCCAUGACAGUUGUGUGUACUGCUUAACUUCUAAUGGCAAACUGUUGUGGAAGCACCAGACUGCAGACUUUGUUUACUCCACUUGUUUCUGUUUUGAAAAUACAUGUACUAAUAACAAACAUUUAGACAGUGGUAAAAACAAACUUUUAAAAAAUUCAAAUAACAUGGACAGUCAAACCACAGAAAUUACAGAGUCCAACAUUGCAGUUACAGAAUCCAGCCUUACAGUGACAGAAUCCAACCAGACAGUUACAGAAUCCAACCAGACAGUCACAAAAUCUGACAUUACGGUUACACAUUCCAACAUUGCUGUGACAGAAUCCAACCAGAUAGUCAUAGAGUCCAACCAGACAGUUAAAGAAUCCAGCCUUAUAGUCACAGAAUCCAACCAGACAGUCACAGAAUCCAACCUUACGGUUACACAUUCCAACAUUGCUGUGACAGAAUCCAACAUUGCAGUGACAGAAUCCAACAUUGCAGAUACAUGUAUUUCCAAUCUGCUGAAUAAUGCAAACAUGCUAUAUAAAUACUGUGUGGCGGCCUCAAAAGAUGGAAGUAUAUCAAUACUAGAUACAAAUAAUGGUCACAAGGUUCAUUCAGUGCAGUUACCCAUGGAGGUGUUUUCCUCUCCAGUGAUGAUAGGACAUUAUUUAAUUUUGGACAAGAUGGUACGUAAUACAGUUAGGAUCGGCAAGGACAAGUCUUCCAAGUCCAAAGACAUUAAAGCUGCCACCUGGUCCUCUCGUCUCCCUUCUUCUGGGGAUUCCGAGACAAAUGGUACACAGUAUGGGUUUGGACCUUCCCCACAAGACAACAUUGGUAAUUUGUCAGACCAAGAGGUCCUGGAAAGAUUCGAGCAGCUUCUGGAUGACAUGAAUCUGACAGAGGAAAAGAAGGCCCCACUAAGAGCUUGGGAUAUGCCAAUGAAGAGAAACAUGCUGUCUAUGCAGGUCACUGCAGGAAAGGCUAAACAGAGAGACCUAGACACUCCACAGAACUUUGUGGCAGAGCUCCGCAAUGCUGAUAUAAAAGGGGAAAAGCGUCUCCGGCUCUUGGAAUCUCUCAGAGUGUCUCUAACCAGUAACCCUGUCAGCUGGGUUGAAGACUUUGGGCUUGAUGGUCUGAAUGGAAUUUUACGAAAUUUAACCUACUGCUGUGAUUCUAAAACAGAGAGGAAAAGUACUUAUGAAUGUGUCCGAUGUUUAAAAGCUUUCAUGAACAACAAAUUUGGGCUGAUGCAGAUAAUCCAACAUGAUGAGGCCCUGACUAUUCUGUCACGUACAGUGGAUCCUUCUGACCCCACCACAAUGUUAGAGGCUGUCCGUCUGCUUGCUGCCAUUUGCUUGGUCCCUCCUGAUGGGCAUGAGAAAGCUUUGGAGGGUAUAACUGUGUGUGGUGAGAUUCGAGGGAGGGAUAGGUUUAUCCCAGUGAUAAUGGGACUAGGAAUGAGGGACAAUCAGCCCAUGCAGGUGGCUUGUAUUCAGUUAGUGAAUGCCAUUGUUAGUACGCCAGAUGAUCUGGACUUCAGAAUCCAUUUACGGAAUGAGUUUAUGAGGACAGGACUAAUUGAUUUGAUUGGUUCGCUUAACAGUCAGCAGGAUGAAGAACUUCAGACUCAUUUACGAAUUUUUAAUGACCAUCAAGAGGAGGAUUUUGAAGACUUUUCCCGUCGUUAUGACAACAUCAGAGCAGAGUUUGAAGAUGCACAGCAGUGUUUUACCCUGAUCCAGAAUUCUGUAAGGGACACAAUUGCUGAACCCUACUUCCUGUCUAUACUUCAACAUUUACUCUGUAUCAGAGAUGAUAUGUUUUCCAGGCCCCAAUAUUACAAAUUGAUAGAAGAAUGUGUAACUCAGAUUGUGCUGCACAGAAACGGAAUGGACCCAGAUUUUCGACACACAAAACGUUUUGAAAUUGAUGUCGAACCUCUUUUAAGUAACCUAUCAGAGAAGUCCAGAUUUGAGGAUUUUGAAGGCAGCAUGAUGGAGGUCAAUAAUAAACUGGAAACAGCCCUCACUGCUAAACAAGAAUCAGAGGCUAAGGCUAUGACCUUAGAGGAGAAAGUCAAACAAUAUGAACAAGAACUGGCUGACAUGAAAGAAAAGAUUCGACAAGGCAUUGGGGACACAAUCAUGGCUGGCAAAGGACCUGGAGGAAUAGGUGGCCCCCCUCCUCCACCGGCUCCUCCACCUCCUGGUGGGGUACCUCCACCUCCACCACCACCACCACCUCCUGGUGGAGCCCCACCUCCACCUCCACCACCCCCUGGGGUUGGACCCCCACCUCCACCACCACCUCCUGGGGCACCACGAGCUCCUGGGGCACCACCUCCCCCUGGUAUUGUAAGUCCACCUUCUUCUUCGAACAAACUACCACAUGGAAUGAAGCAAAAGAGGAAAUAUGAACUGGGUGUUCAGACAAAACGCAUCAACUGGAAUAAGGUUCAGGCAAAUAAAAUGGAUAAAGAUGCAUUUUGGGUCAAUCUCCAUGAGGACAGGUUUGAGGACCCAAAUUUAUUUGAAGGUCUUCUUGAGAAUUUUUCAGUUGCAACCAAAGGGAAGAAGAAGGAGGCAGAUCACCAGGAGAUAGAAGUGAAGAAAAAAGCUAAAGAAUUAAAAAUUCUAGAUCCCAAGUCAGCACAGAAUCUCUCAAUUUUGCUGGGUUCCAUCAAGGUCCCUUUUACUGAAAUUAAGCGUCGAAUAUUGGAGGUAGAUGAGGACAACUUAAAUACUGCAAUACUAGAGCAGUUGAUACGGUACAUGCCAGAGCCAGAACAGAUGAAGCAGAUAGCCGGUCUCAAGGACCAGUAUAAUGAUCUGGCUGAACCAGAAAAGUUUGCUGUGGAGAUGUCCAGCAUAAAGAGGAUUCACCCUCGACUUAAGUCCAUGCUUUUCAAAAUGACUUUUCCUGAAAUGGUACAGGAUAUUAAACCAGACUUAGUUGCUGCAAAAGAGGCAUUAGAAGAAGUCAAAACCAGUGCCAAAUUUGCCAAAGUAAUGGAACUGAUUUUACUGGUUGGGAACAUUUUAAAUGCAGGAUCAAGAAAUGCACAGUCGGUUGGGUUUGACAUUAGUUUUCUUCCAAAGCUCCAAAACACAAAAUCUGUUGAUGGUAAGAGGACCCUAGUUCACUACUUGGCUGAGACUGUGGAAGAGAAACACCCUGAGUUGUUACAGUUUACUGAGGAGCUGUCUUAUAUAGAGAAAGCAUCAAGAGUGUCAGAUGAAUUGCUUCAAAAAAAUUUAAAGGCGAUGGAAAAGUCGUUGAAACAGUUAGAACUUGACAUUAAAAAUAUGAGCAAGUCGCAGACUGAAGUGGACCGCUUUUCUGAUGUAAUGAAUGAGUUUAUUGCAUCAGCGAAGGGACAAUAUGAGGUGAUGAAGGGCAUGUACAAAAUGGUGGACAAUUUAUACAAAGAAAUGGGCAAAUUCUACACAUUUGAUAUCAAAAAGUAUACAAUGGAGGACUUUUUCAAUGACAUCAAGACAUUCAAGGAGUUGUUUGUGCAAGCACUGAAGGAUAAUGCAAAGAUCCGUGAAACAAACGAGAAAAUCAGGAGAGCCGAAGAGGCCAAAGAAAGACAAAAGAAGGAAAGGGAGGCCAAAUUAGCCAGAAAGAAGGCUCUGGUGGAUAUGACUAUAGACGACAACCAGGAAGGCGUCAUGGAUAACUUGUUGGAGGCCCUAAAAACAGGAUCUUGUUUCAAUGUGGGCAGAGACAAACGAGAUGGCAAACGGAAGACACCACGGGCUGCUGGAGCUGAAAGAAGGGCACAAUUAUCCAGAUCAAGGUCAAGACAGAAUUUACUUAACAUGGAUAAUUCAACAAUGAUGGAAAUAAAUUUCAACGAUUCUUCCAUAGACACACCCCCUCGACCUCCCAGGGGUAAGGAUGAGCGACGGGAGGCUCGAGAAUUAGACAUGAGAAGGAGCUUAGUGAAAAGAGACCUUAACGACAAUGAAGAAAGGAAACGUAACAGUUGUCAGGAUGAGACUCGCAAAAGAACAAGUCGUCAAGACAGUGAGGAAAAACGGCGAAGCAGUCGUGCUGAUAACACAAUGUCGGAGGCAGAAAAGUUACUAGCAAGAUUGAAAGAUCUGUAAAUGUUACGAAUUUUGCAUAUUUUAUAUUUCAAUUUAUGGUGUAUGCUGGUCCCCCCCCCCCCCCCCCCCCCCCAUAUGCUUGUAAAUAAUUUGUACAUUUAUGUAUUAAGUAGAUAAAUGCAUGCUGUACUUCAAAUGAGCUAAAAGCUAAAAAAUUGUAAUGCAAAGAAGUAGCAUUGGCAAUAUUUUGUGCUGUCAGUAGGCUAGGAUUAAUUGAAAAGGUGUGGUUCUGUUAUUGGUAUGUUUUUCAUGUUAUGUGCCAAAUUUGUUGUGAAUGGAACUUUCUUCUUUAAAAAAGUGCAUUUAAUUUGGAAGAUGAAAUAAUGUAAUGUACCCCUUAAAGAAGAAGUACAUAAUUUGCAGUACUUAAAAUCUUUAGAUCUGAAGUCUGUUCCCUCAAGAUCUGAAAAUUCUUUACUCCUAUUUUUAUAAAGAAAUUGUUUUAGAGUGUGACCACAGUGCCUAUGCUAUUUUUCAAUGCCUUCAGAGGUAUUUGAGAUAUUUUAUGGCAUUAUUAAUGACCUAAUAUCUGUAUUACACCCGGGAGUCCUAUUUUAAUUUCUGCAAGCUUUAACAUAGAGCUUUAAAUAUUGUUUGUGCAUGCACUGUAUGUCCGAGAUGAUUCUGUGCAUAAACUUGUACAUAUGUAUAUUGCCCAGUAUAGUCUGUUUAUCUGUGAUAUUUAUAAACAAUGGUCCUCUGUGUUGUCUUGGAGGAAUCAAAGACUCAGGAAAUGGGACCAUUCACCGACAAAGAACGCUGUAUAUUCAGGAUAAUGGAUUCGCCAGUCAGAGAUCAUAUCUCAUACUUACAAUGUAUUAUAUAGCUCCUUCAUGAUGCAUUAUAAACAUACAACUACUGCAUAGUCUCAUCAGAUUUGUAAAUUCACAUCAUCUAAUUGUCAUUUACCCUCUGUAAUAUGUGUAAUGUUGGCUAGGAUAUCAAAUUUAUUAUUGAAAAGGAGAAAGCGUUUCAAGAUAGUCUUCAAAAAGACAAGAACACUUUAGUAUUAUAAGUUUUCCAUGACAUAAAUGUAGGAUCAUAUUAUUUCAUACACUGAAAGUGUAACUUUGUUUGAAGAGGCAUAUAUUUACAUGUAUGUGUUCUACUCUGAUUUAAACUCCAUUUCAGUUACUGGAAAGUCAUAGUUAUUAAUCUUCUGCUAGAUGAAACAACGUAGAAUUAUGAAGUGCAAUAUUUCUUUUUUUAUUACACUUGUUAAAAAAUUUUUCUGGUUAUUGGUUCAAUUAAUUGCUGUUGAAUUUCUGCCAUGAUGUGUUCAGUUAGCGCUCUGGAUUUGGAUUGUCGAAAAUGCCAAAAAUUCUACAUAAAAGCAUUCCACUAUUUUCAUUUUAUACACUAAGUACACCUGUGUUGGUGUUUACAUAUCCUGUCAAAUGGCAGUGCAACAAUACUACAUAUACAUACACUGUAGUCAUUUUCAAACUUCAUGUACUAGUCCUUGAUUUUUAAUGAUAGUAGAGUUGUGCAAAUACAUUGUGCCUCAUUAUAAUUUCCACAACACUAGUUAAGUGUAUUCAUACAUGUAUCUCCAAAUCACAAUCAUGUACAUCGGGUGAUCAAAAUGUGCCGAAAUUACGGAAUGUAAUUCCAUGAAAUGAAAAAAAUGUUUAUGAGCGAUAUUUAUAGCGAAAAUUUACAGAUUUUUCAAUUGAAUAUUAAGGAACUUUUUGUGCAGAAUAUAUUUCUGACUUUUCUUAUGCUUUUCCUUGAUAAAAGUAUUACUGGUCAAUUAAAACUAGGCAAAUGCAACUAACCAUAAGUGUGGUGCUUGUGGUCAAAACAACAUGGGAUUGCUUUAUUUACAAUGUCUCCAACAUGAAAUGUUAAAUUUAUCCUACUACUUUCAAUAAAUUAAGCACUCUAUGUCAGAACUUUUUGAUCACCCCUCCUUAGAAUAUUGUUUGCAAGCUCUGUGAUUUACAUACUUUUAUAUAUUCCCGACUUGUGAUAUACACAGCAAAUUAAGUCAUGUGUAGACAUUUUAAAACCUGUUGUAAACCAAGAAACACAUACAGUGGACAUGUAUAUGCAAGUAUUAAAUGUGUUCAUUAAUAUCAACUAUGAUAUUUAAUCGGUAUACUCUUUCUUUUCAAAUAUUUCCUAUUUUUGUUUAAAUUGCAUACUUGUAUUUCAAGUUGUAUGCUUGUGAAAAUAGUCAUACCAGCGAUUAAUUUUUUUUUUCACUUUAGUUAUUUCGUUUACUUGAGAGUAGUGUUCUCUAUCUUUUAGUUUUGUUGUUGAUUAUUGACUAAAUAGCAAUCCCAUUUUUGUCACACCUCUUUUGUCCCCCAAAUAGAUUCUAGUUCUCUAGUUGACAGGGUACAUGGGCUAAGGUUAAAUUUUUGUCUCUUUUGAUGAAUUGAACAGGUAGAAUUGCUAUAUAUAGGUAGGUUGUGCUCACCAGUCCUGGAUACCCAUCAAUGUACAAUUAUACUGCAGACCUGUAGAGCAGCUUAAGUUAUGCUUCUUUUUGUACUGCCUGUAAGUUAUUGUACAAUAUUACAAAAUGAAAUACAAAAACUAUG